Molecule: messenger RNA, 2076 nt
Organism: Mugil cephalus (flathead mullet)
Lineage: Eukaryota; Metazoa; Chordata; Actinopteri; Mugiliformes; Mugilidae
Biological process (GO): DNA integration
Molecular function (GO): nucleic acid binding
Source: RefSeq, a predicted model, not a curated record
AUGGAGACGACCGACAGGGACGCACGUCAGUUGAGAAGGAUGGAGAGUGAUACAGGUGGAGCUGCAAGCGUCCACGAGGUGAAGCUGCAAAGAGCCAGGAACUGUCACAGAUUCUGCAAACACACGCCCUUCCCAUUUGCAAUGAAGGAAAGAGUAGAGAUAGAGCUCAAAAGGCUGGAGGAAGCUAAUAUUAUAUCUCCAGUAAAGCAUAAUGACUGGGCAGCACCGAUAGUCCCGGUGGUAAAGAAGGAUCAGUCACUUCGCCUCUGUGGUGAUUAUAAGGUGUCAGUUAAUCAGGGACUUGAAACAGACACCUACCCCUUACCUCGCUUAGAAGAGCUUUUAGCUACCCUUAGUGGAGGUAAGAUUUUCUCUGAGAUUGAUUGAGCAGCAGCUUAUCAGCAAGUUUUGCUAGAUGAUGACUCCAAGAAAUACACUACCAUCAACACCCAAAGAGGGCUGUUUGUGUAUAACAGACUUCCUUUUGGGAUCAGUUCCACUCCCUCGAUCUUCCAGUGGAUUAUGGAAAACAUAAUGAAAGACUUGCCUGUGGUAGUUUUCCUUGAUGAUCUUCUCAUUAUGGGACGUUCGGAGGAAGAUCACUUCCACAACCUUCAGAGGGUCCUGCAACGCUUACAGGAAAAUGGACUACGAGUGAAACGCUCAAAGUGUGAGUUUGGGAAAACUCAGCUCGAGUAUUUGGGUCUCGUUCUGGACAAGCGUGGCAUUCGCCCUUCAGAGGAAAAGGUGAGAGCAAUACAAGAGGCCCCUGCACCGACCAAUGUUAAGGAGCUACAAGCUUUCUUGGGUCUUUUGAACUAUUAUGGGAGAUUUUUGCCCCAGCAGAGCACAGUGUUGGCACCAAUGUACAGACUUCUCAGGGGAAAUGUAGUUUGGAAAUGGACUGAGGCAGAACAGUCUGCUUUUGUGAAGUGCAAAGGCCUGUUGAUGAGUGGCCAGGUUUUAGCACACUAUGAUCCCAGUCUUCCACUCACUCUAGCAUGCGAUGCCUCUGCAUAUGGCAUUGGAGCAGUGAUCCAACACACCACAGCAAAUGGGGAGGAGAGACCAAUCGCUUAUGCUUCCCGCACAUUGUCUCCAGCAGAGAAAAUAUAUUCUCAACUAGACAAGGAAACUCUUGAACUGAUUAAUGGUGUAAAGAAAUUCCACCAGUAUUUGUGGGGUAGACAUUUUACAUUAGUCUCUGACCAUCGCCCCCUUUGGACACUUUUUGGCGAGCACAAGAGUCUACCUACAUUGGCUGCUGCACGCAUUCAGCGGUGGGCAAUUAUACUGUCAGCGUAUGACUACAACAUUGUCUAUCGUAAGUCAGAAGAGCACAGUAUUGCUGAUGGACUCUCCCAGCAAGGUUGUGUCCUUUGGGGGACCAGAGUCAUUGUACCCUCAAAAAUGAGAAAAGCAGUGUUAGAGGAAAUUCACUCAGGGCACCAAGGUAUAGUGAAGACUAAAGCUCUUGCUCAAAACUUUGUAUGGUGGCCAAAUCUUGACUCAGACAUGGAGCAAAUGUGUAAAGAAUGUGAAACAUGUCAGAUUAAGCAAAAAAUGCCUCAACACGUUCCACAAAACCCAUGGGAGUUUCCAGGUGAGUCCUGAAAAAGACUUCAUUUGGACUUUGCCGGACCUUUUCUGAACAGCAUGUUCCUGAUUGUGGUGGAUGCUUAUACAAAGUGGUUGGAAGUGUUUUGGAUGUCACAAAUCACUUCGCAGGCUACUGUAUCAAGGCUGAGGAGACUGUUUGCCUCCUAUGGAUUGCCAGAGCAAAUUGUUACAGACAACGCCACCAGUUUCACUUCUGAAGAGUUUCAGACCUUUGUCGAGCAGAAUGGGAUUCUGCACGCAACCAGUGCCCCUGGGCAUCCAGCGACAAAUGGUCAGGCCGAGAGAUAUGUCCAGACUUUUAAAACAGGUAUGAAAAGGCUUGCCAACACAACUGUGAACAUUGAUGACAGACUGUCUCUGUUCUUGUUGCAAUAUCGGACGACACCAAACUGCACAACAGGACAGUCUCCAGCAGAUCUGUUUUUACACAGGCAUGUCCGUACCAGGAUUUCCUGA